Messenger RNA from Solea solea (common sole), 3984 nucleotides. RefSeq names its product sphingomyelin synthase 1a (gene sgms1a). The transcript has 6 exons. Lineage: Eukaryota; Metazoa; Chordata; Actinopteri; Pleuronectiformes; Soleidae. Gene Ontology annotation, biological process: sphingomyelin biosynthetic process; ceramide biosynthetic process. Gene Ontology annotation, molecular function: protein binding; sphingomyelin synthase activity; ceramide cholinephosphotransferase activity. Bases 386 to 1612 code for a protein of 408 amino acids. Gene Ontology annotation, cellular component: endoplasmic reticulum membrane; Golgi membrane. The record is from RefSeq and is a predicted model, not a curated record.
ACUUCACCGCCGCUUCACUCUCCAGGCAAACCGCCUACUUACUUAACAGUGAACGCAACGUGUGGUCGGUUGCCACAGUCAGACUAGAGCACUCCGUGCCUCGUUACGGUGAUUCCAAACGGGAGAGGACAAGUCCUUCCACAUUUCUACAACAAAAGGGGGGUGCAGUGUGCGGGUGGAGAAGCAGACGAGGUGAAGAAACCACUGGCCUACUUUUCCCUACAGCAUUUCAAGAGGAGGCUGUGGUCCCUCUGGGUGCAAGAAACACCAUGUGCCAAAACUGUAAAGGAGUUCCCACCGCCUCGUAAGACUUCCAGUCCUCUUGUGAACCUUCCUCUCUAGUCUGAGGACCCCCGUUAAUCCCCCACGUUGCCGACUGGCAAAGAUGAAGAAGGUGGAGCAAUGGUCAGCGGAGGAUGUCUCUGACUGGCUGAGCAAAGAGGGGAUGCCUGAGUACCAGGAUGCCCUCCAUCAGACAGACGGUCCUGCUCUGCUCAGGCUCACAGAGGCGGAUUUCCGGAAUCCUCCCCUCUCGCUGCUGUCAUGUGACGGCGGGCAGCAGAUUACGGAGCGGGUGAAGACGCUACAGAUUGAGAACCACAUGGUCGCUCACAAAAACGGUCACACAAACGGACAUGUUGUCGGACUACCUAACGGUACGAGCAAACCCCUGAAUGGCACAAUGGGGAGGAAGGACCUGAGGAUGGAGAUGGUGCACAUCCACAUCCCUACAGCGGAACCGUCGCGCUCCUCUUUUCCUACGGAGUGGAGGAAGACGGGCGCGGCUUUUUGCUACGCCGUGGUGUGCUUUGUGACUACCACGAUUGUCAUUUCCGUGGUCCAUGAGAGAGUUCCUUCAAAAGAGCACACCCCGCCGUUGCCUGACAAGUUCUUUGACCUGUUUAACAGAGUAGAGUGGGCCUUCUCCAUCUGUGAGAUCAACGGCGUGCUGCUGGUCGGACUGUGGCUCGUACAGUGGAUUCUGCUCAAGCACAGGUCAAUUAUAGGCAGGCGGUUCUUUUUCAUUGUGGGCACACUCUACCUGUACCGGUGUAUUACAAUGUACAUCACCACUCUGCCUGUUCCAGGGAUGCACUUCAAAUGCUCUCCAAAGCUUCUCGGGAACUGGGAGGCACAGAUGAGGCGAGUGUUGAAGAUGAUCGCGGGCGGGGGCCUGACCAUCACCGGCGCCCACGACAUGUGUGGAGAUUAUCUGUACAGUGGUCACACUGUCAUGUUAACACUAACAUACCUCUUCAUCAAGGAGUAUUCUCCAAAGAGGUUCUGGUAUUACCACUGGUUUUGCUGGACCUUAAGUGCUGUGGGGAUUGUGUGCAUCCUUCUGGCCCAUGACCACUAUACUGUGGAUGUGGUGGUGGCAUAUUUUAUCACUACACGCCUCUUCUGGUGGUACCACACCAUGGCCAACCAGCAGUCGCUGAAGGAGACGUCGCAGGGUAACCCCUUCUCGCGGGUGUGGUGGUAUAGGCCGUUCCAGUACUUUGAGGAGAACGUCAGCGGCAUCGUCCCGCGCAACUAUCAGCUGCCAUUUUCGUGGCGAGGCUUGAACUGGAGCCGCGGCGUAAAGUACAGCAGACUGGACCUUCAGUGACUCGCGACUUGGGACUGCGACAUCCAUAAGUGCUGUUUUUUGUUUUGUUUUUUUUUUUAAAAAAAGAAAACCCACAGAGAAGAUGGCACUGUUCUUUUGUAGCGCUGUCCUUUCACCUCUAGUAACAGACACAUCCACGUCCAAAAGGGUAAAUGGGUAGCACUGUGACCCACCUAGUAUUUUUUGUUUUGUUUGUCCUUUUUUGUGUAUGUACAGAAUUCUUUUUUCUUUUCUCGUCAUCAUUUUCUCUUUUUGUAGUAUUUGUCAGAGAAGUAAAUUAUAUUUGUUUUGUGUCUUUUCCUCUUUGUGGGCACAGUUUCUGCUUCUGUAGCAGAUCUAUGAAGCAUUUCAUCAGACUACAUGUUUUGACUGUAAGGACUCAAAAACCUUUUCUUCCUCAGCACUAGGCAUGGGACGAUAUGAACAUUUCAUAUACCUUACAUUUAGGUACAAACUAUUACUAUUAUUAUUGUUGUUCUUUCUUUGCGUCACAAAUGGGGGUUACAUACUUCCAAAAUAACAUGGUCAUAAAAUGACUGCAAAGGUUCUACUCAAUCACAAGGACUCUAUGUCGUCGUCACACCAAGUGUUUUCAAGUUUUGCAGUUUUGCCCGUUUGCGAUUUAUCCCUAAAAUGAUAAUUAAUCGCAGUCGGCUAAUUGCGAUUAAGUGACGCAUGACAAACUCAUAUAUCGUCCCAUCCCUACUCAGCACAAAACCAUACUUUCUUCAUGUUCUUAAAACAUUUUUUUAGCGCUAGUCAUGUCAACGUCCAUCGCUUCUUUGAUAACCAAAAAUGCCAUAAUGCUAUUUUUUUGAAUAGCAAAAUUACUUUUUGUAAAACGGUUUCUUGCUAUAAACAAAGUCAACGGUGCAAAAAAAAACAAACAAAAAACAAACUAGAAGAUAACUUUUCUAAGUAUGUCAAACUUUAUUUUUCAAACGCAAAAAUGAUGUCCGAUGAAAAAAGAUUUUUUAGAUUUUUACCUUUUCAAGAUUGAUAUCUGAGAGCAUAAGAAUCUAAUGUGGUGUAACCCGAUUCCAGUGCCUUUAUUAGCUUGAUUGUAAAACAGUUCAAGUAACUAUUAUGUGUCUUGUUUCUUGUUGUCGUGGGUGUGAACACGCCACGGAAACCAGUUUGUACUUAGUUAACAGUCUAAUUCCCAUGAAUGUAAAAAAAACAAAAAAAACAACCAACAACUACGCCAGCCUUAGCAGAAGAUUGGUCUUCCCAAAAUGAAGUGCAGUGAGUGAAAUGUACCGUUAUUUAUUGAUGCUUAAUGAUGUCAGUUUGUGCUUAGUUGAAUACUGCUGUUCAAAUAGAUGAAAAAAAUUGACUGUUAAUUAAUUUUUAUGUCCGUAAAAUUUCAUUUUAACCACCAGACACGUUUAAACCCUGGUCAUUGACACCUCCCAGUUUUUUGUUUUUUUUUAACCUGCUCAAAUGUCACUGCCUGUUUGGAAAUGUAUGUAUUGGAUGUGUAUGUAUUUGGAAAAUACCUCCAAGGUGCAAGUUAUUCUGGACCUGAGCUUGAAAUGUGUAUUGUUGUUGCUUAGGAGAUGAGGAGUCCUGAUUUGUUCCCCACAUUAGACCCCAGUUUGGAUCAGAAUUGGCCCCCAAUAGUGGGGAGGGGGGGUUAAAAAUGGCGAAAAACAGAAGCUUCAGACAAAGUUUCUGUGCGGAAAAUCUGUUAUAUCUUGCACUAAAUGAAGCCACUACCUUUUUUAAAGACGGCGUACAAAUCCUCUCCAGUGUGAUACCAAACGUUCAACAUGGAACUUGAAUGUGGGGAACAAAGUGAAGAAGCAUGAAAGCACAGAGCUGGUGAUUUAUACUUUUUUUUUUUUACUUUGGCCGUUUCGUGCAAAAGCGUUUUCGAAAAAGUGCGUCUCUAUUGAUUACCUUUAAAAUCACGUCCUUGUUUACUUUUUACUUUGCUUUUCGUUGUGUAACUGUGAAUGAACUGUAAAGAAUAAGUAUUACGUAAGUUCAUGGGGAAAAAAUACAUUUAACUCAUUGUUUUUACUUUUAAUUUCAAAUUAAACUGAUAAGCUUUUUUGAAAAAAUGAGAUUUACUCCCCCUACUAUGUGUUUUAAUGGUGCGUUCCAAUAACAUCGGUAGUCGGGACUGCUGCGUUCUUGUUGAGAAAUACUAGUCAACAAAGCUAAUGGAAAUCUGACCUGUGGGAGCAAUGGGGAACUUGGAAAUUCCAACUGGAGCGCACUAUAACUUUGUAAAGACUGGUAUGUGUGCGGAACGUGAUGAUAAACUGAUCAUUGUAUGUAAAUUCGGCAUCACCUGAGUCAACAACCCAUCUGAAAUUCACAUAUCUGUGCAAACGUAGGGGGAAAAGUUUAAAAAAAAAAAACAA